Brenthis ino (lesser marbled fritillary) is the source of this 1569-nucleotide messenger RNA. The record is from the annotation of a GenBank genome assembly. Lineage: Eukaryota; Metazoa; Arthropoda; Insecta; Lepidoptera; Nymphalidae.
AUGUCUGUAUCUCUGUGCGUAUUGCGAAUAGAAGUUGACGAAGAACUUCCAGAAAUGGGUGAUAAUUCAGUUGAAACUGAACUAGCUAAGGAGCAGAAGAAGAAAGAUCGAGGUUCGCGUGAAUCUAAAACUAUAACUGUUGAAACAUAUGCUAGUGUACUUAUGGGCCCUAACUCUGAGUCUGGUAUAUUGCCGACUAGUUCCCGAAGAUCAUCUCCAAAUAACAGUGCUGUUGAGGAUACUGAAACCAUUAGUUUCUUCUGUGGAAAUCCAUUGGUAGAAGUUACUAAGGGGAUCUUACAUUUAUAUAAAGAGAAUGAAUUAAAAGAAGCAGAAGAAGCAAAAACUUUAUGUUUAUUAUCCGUGCCUGGGGCUUUAGGUGCAGCUGACCUCUUAGCUUUUGCAGCUGCCUGUCAACAGGAUAUCUCACAUGUUAGAGUUCUUAGAGAUGGUUCUCCCGAUCAUUAUAUGGCAUUGCUCACAUUCCGCACAAGCCAAGCAGCACAGGAAUUCCACUCUGCUUUUUCUGGUGUACCAUAUAGCAGCCUAGAGCCACAUGCCCUUUGCCACAUGGCAUGGGUAUCACGAGUUGAGUGGGCUAGACAUGGAGCUGCUCCGGCCUCGCACACUGAAUUGCCUACAUGCCCUGUGUGCUUAGAGCGCAUGGAUGAAAGCGUGGCGGGCGUGCUGAGCGUGCAGUGCGCGCACGCGUUCCACGCGGAGUGCCUGGUGCGCUGGCGUGACGCGCGCUGUCCCGUGUGCCGCUGCGCGCAGACGCCCGAGCCGCGCGAGCGCGCCGCCUGCGUGCAGUGCGAGGCCGAGGAGGGUGAGGGCGAGGCGGAGGCGGCGGCGCUGGCGCGCGAGGACGCGGGCGCGGCCGAGGGGCUGGAGGCGGGCUCGCUGUGGAUCUGCCUCAUCUGCGGGCACGUCGGCUGCGGCAGAUAUGAAAAAGGCCAUGCAGCGAAACACUUCCUCGCAUCAAACCACACUUAUGCCCUACAGUUAGGCUCAAACAGAGUAUGGGACUAUGCAGGAGAUAACUUCGUGCACCGGCUGGUGCAGAACAAGGCGGACGGCAAGCUGGUGGCGGCCGAGGACAAGCCCGACGCGCAGCUGGAAUUCACGUAUGCGCUCACGCGCCAGCUGGACGGCCAGCGCGCGCACUACGAGCAGCGCCUGCACGAGCUGGAGGGCGCGGCGCGGGCGGCGGAGGCGCGCGCGGCGGAGGCGGACGCGGCGGCGGCGGCGCUGCGCCGCGACAACGCCGCACUCGAGCGCCGCCUGCACAGCCUCUCCGCCAAGGUGUCGUCGCUGCAGAGCUCGCUGGCGGAGGAGCGCGGGCUAGCGGCGGCGCUGGCGGCCGCGCACGCGCAGUGGCAGGCCAGCGCCGCCGCCGCGGAGGACGCCUUCCGCACUGAGGUGGCGGAACUAAAGGAUCAGCUCCGCGACGUGAUGUUCUUCGUGGAGGCGCGCGGGCAGCUGGAGCGCGCGGAGGGCGCCACGCCUGAGGAGCUGGCGGGCGCGCGCGUGUCCGUGCCGCCGCCCGCCAAGCCGCGCCGCCGCCGUCGC